GAUCUCAAUUUCCUUAGUACUGUUUCAUUCAAUUUUGGAGAGAAGAGUUUUAAAGUCAAGUUUGAUAGAUAAGAAACUAGUGCUUAAUUUUAAUUGAUUAAAGAAUCAGUUUGUUGAUAGCAGUGAUCUCGAGCAGAUUCGUUAACAGAAAGCUCUUUAAGGUUCUAGAAAUUUAUAUAUAUUUUUGCUUCCAAUUCUCCGUUCAUACAAAUUUGUUAAUUAUCCUUUUUAAAAUGAGUGAGCCAAUCAGAGUUUGUGUCACCGGCGCGGCUGGACAAAUUGCCUACUCGUUGCUCUAUAUGAUUGCAAAUGGAGAUGUUUUUGGUAGAGAGCAAAAAGUCAUUUUGACAUUAUUGGAUAUUGAGCCAAUGAUGGGAGUUUUAGAGGGUGUCGUUAUGGAACUAAGUGAUUGCGCUUUUACAUUGUUGACACAAGUUAUCCCAACAGCCGAUCCAGCUGUAGCUUUCAAAGAUGUGUCUGUAGCUUUCCUGGUUGGUGCUAUGCCAAGAAGACAAGGAAUGGAAAGAAAAGAUCUGCUCUCAGCAAAUGUUAAGAUCUUUAAAGUUCAAGGUGAAGCAUUAAACACUUAUGCUAAAAAGGACGUCAAAGUUUUGGUUGUUGGCAAUCCAGCAAAUACCAACGCUUUGAUCUGUUCUCAUUAUGCACCAACAAUUCCAAAAGAGAAUUUCACGGCCAUGACAAGAUUAGACCAAAACCGAGCAAGAGCACAAAUCGCUCAACGUGUUGGCACAGACAUUUCAAACGUCCAGAAUAUUAUCAUUUGGGGGAAUCACUCAGCAACUCAAUUUCCAGAUGUCGCGAACGGUACAGCUAAUGGAAAGGCAAUAACAGAUUUAGUUGAUACUUCAUACUUGCAGUCAGAAUUCAUUGAGACUGUUCAAAAACGUGGAGCUGCUGUAAUUGCUGCUCGCAAAAUGAGCUCAGCAAUGUCUGCAGCAAAAGCAGCAGCUGAUCAUGUACGUGAUUGGUGGCUCGGAACUACCGGAACAUUCGUUUCAAUGGGUGUCUUAUCUGAUGGAAGCUAUAAUAUUCCAAAAGAUAUUGUUUUCUCCUUCCCAGUUGAAAUUCAGAAUAAACAAUGGAAAAUCGUUCAAGGAUUAAACAUUGACGAAUUUGCACGUGGAAAAUUGGAUAUUACCACAAAAGAGUUGUUGGAAGAAAAAGAAGAAGCAAUGGCUAUUUGCAAUGCAAACUGACUAGAUGGAUCGAAGUUAUAAGAAUAAUUUCGCCAAAUGAAUUUCAAGUCGUACUUUUCGUUUGUCUAUUUCCUCAAGUUUUCUUAUGAUUUUAUUUUACCGAAUUUAUGCGCAUUUUGCAAUUCUACCUUCAUGUCAAUAACAAUUAGAACGUAAUAAUGAGGAAAAACAUCCACCACCAACAAGCAUUUCUACACUUCAUUCCAAUACAUGCUUAAACCACUAAUCCAUAAAGUUUUCAGAAAAUAAGAGUUUCAAAUUUUUAUCUUUUUCUUAUUUCAAAAUUUUCUACAAAACAAAUCUUUAUUUGGACACUCUAAAUAGUCGAUGCAUUUCAAAUAAAUUUUAAGUUAAAUACUGGAAAUGGCAGUAGUGGUUUGAUCUUCACUUCUCUCAAAGCUUAUUCUUUGUUCAUCAUUUGAUGCAUCAAAAUGAAUAAUAGAUAUUAGAUCCAAUUGUGGCCAUUUCCGCCUAUAUUUUUUAUUUUCCUCUCUUCUAAGAUGUGAACUAAAAUCACAACUUUAAUUGUAAAAGGUUCAUAUUUUUUGAUAUUAUUUUAUUAUUUAAGUUCCUUUAAUUUUUAUUUAUAAUAUCUGGGUUCAAGGUCUAUUUUUAUUUAAUUGUAUUUUAUUUUUGGGGAAAUGAAAUAAAACGAAAAUUUAUAAUUGUCAGAGAUUUGAAAACAGUCGAAUGACCUUUCAAAUUCCUGCUAACAUACUUAAAACAAUAAAAACGCGAAAAAUUGGCGAUAAUGUUGAAUUAAAAAAUUAAAUGUUAAAAUUAAUAAGUCUUUAAUUUAUUUAUGAUUCUCAUUUUCAGGAAAUAGAAAAAAUAUAAAACUACAAAGGAAAAACUUAUUUAAUAAUCAUAACUAGCAAACAUUAGCUUUAAUUGUGGAUUUGACAAUUAAGUGUGAAAUUCUCUGGAUUGAAGUUUGGAUAAGUUUUGCUAAUUUUUAAGAUAACUGCCAAACAGGCAUAGAUAAAUUCAAAAAAAGUACUUUAAACAUGAUUCAGACCAUCUAUCCUUAAUCUCCAGGAAAUACACAUUAAAAAGCAUGCCGUUGAGAUUAAAUGAAUUUAUAAGCUAACGUAAAAAAAUUAAAUGUUUUAAAAAUUCAAUGCAAAAAAUCAUGAAAUUUCCAUUACAUAUUCAUAUUUGUAAUAAAUAAAAGGACACAUAACUAUAUUUUCACACAAAUUGCAAUUUUACAGCAUUUUGGCUUAUUUCUCUUUACAGACGAAUUGACAAUUGAUCAUUGCUGAGCACAGCACGUGUAUUAAUCAAGUUUUUAUACAUUUCAAUUUAUUUUGUGACUGAAAUUAUUAACAUGUCGUUUAUCUUUAUGAAAAACGAUAUGAUAUGAUUAAUUUCAGAAAAUGUUAAUGUAUUUUAAAGAGUUCAAUAGCCAGGUUUUUUUUUUGCAAAGAGAAAUUGUGAUGGUUACAAGCCUAAUUAUAUAGAUUAUUUAUUGAUAAAGAACAUCGUAAUGGUUGGGUCGAUAUAAUAAGGAAACUGAUGGAUUGUUGUCUGGGCAAUCAGGAAAGUCAUGAGCAAUUACUUCAGAUUGACUUCCACGAUCCAUAUAUACAACUCUAACAGCACAGCCGAGAGCAGCACAAAUAGCAAUUAUGUGAAUAUGAUCACUUUCCUUAUACAUUGGUUCCACUUCCUUCUUGCAAAAAUCUAGUAAACUUGUAUAAUUGCCUUCAAUGAAAUUUGAAUAGAACUCUGCUUCUUCUUGAAGUUUCCCUGACGUUAUUAGUCGCAAAUACACGACAAUAUAAUCACUGUAAGCCUGUUCAUUAAACAGUUUAUAGAGUUCGUCGAGAACCUUGUUUACGUCUUGUGUGUCUGAUGGCUCAACUUUAUUUAUAACUUCCAUGAUAGUGUCAUAAAAAUCAUCAAUCGUAAACUGUGGAAAGUUU
This is a messenger RNA of Chironomus riparius, 3145 nucleotides long. The record is from the annotation of a GenBank genome assembly. Lineage: Eukaryota; Metazoa; Arthropoda; Insecta; Diptera; Chironomidae.